CUCGGAAGUUGUUCUUGGCAGACCGGAGAGUGAAAACAGUGGGUAAGAAAGGUCCCAUGUUGCAGUAAUGGAGCCGGACCUGUCAGACCGUUACGACAAUGCACUGCUGGGUAUCCUGCAACACGUGGGAAACAUCCAGGACUUUCUAAAUGUCUACUUUGGCUUUUUGUAUCGCAAGACAGACUUUUAUCGGCUGCUUUUGAGCCCCCAGGAUCGCAUGGGAUUCCCCCCAGGUACUGCACAGAACAUGGUGCUGCAGGCAUUCAAAACUUACGAGCGAGUGGCCGUUCAAGACCACGAGAAGAAACUGCAGGUUCUGCAAGAGAAGUUGAAAAAGAAGGAGGAAGGGUUGUCAGAGAGUGGCUCUGCUCCAGCAGCGGUGGAAGAAGUUGUCGUAGAAGAACCAGCAGAAGCGAUUCCAGUGAAGCCGGAGGAGCCUAAUGAACCCGAUUCACAAGAGAAAGCUGAGGCCAGUGGAAAUGAUGCAGAGGACUCCGCUGCUAAACAACAGGACAAAGAGUGUUUCCAGGUGGACUCGGACAGCUACAAUGGCGCCGUGAGGAAAAAUUACGCAUGGUCGCAGGAUUACUCUGACGUGGAAAUUAAAGUUCCAGUGCCUAAAGAUGUGGUGAAAGGCAGACAGGUGUCGGUGGACCUGCGCAGCACAUGUAUCCGAGUGGCAGUGAGAGACAGUCAAGGCGAGCGUGUCCUGAUGGAAGGAAACUUCACUCACAAAAUAAAUGCAGAGACCUCCCUGUGGAGCCUGGAACCUGGGAAAUGUAUCUCGAUUAGUCUGAGUAAAUGUGGGGAAUACUGGUGGAAUGCAAUCUUAGAAGGUGAGGAAAAAAUCGACAUCGACAAGAUCAACAAGGAGCGGAGCAUGGCCGCAGUGGAUGACGAAGAACACGCCGUGCUGGACAGGCUCACGUUUGACUACCACCAAAAACUGCAAGGGAAGCCACAGAGUCAUGAGCUGAAAGUUCAUGACAUGCUGAAAAAAGGAUGGGAUGCAGAUGGUUCACCAUUCAAGGGGCAGAAUUUUGACCCGUCCAUGUUCAACAUCUCCCCGGGUGCUGUCCAGUUCUGACACCAGCAAAUAUUCAUCUGUCCCUCCUGGGGUCAAAGUUUACACGGUCACACCUGGGUGACCAGAGGGUCCUUAUAUCAUUACAGUUCACAUCCACGUAUGACAAUGUAUUUAAAUGCUUAUUUAAAACUGGUUUGUAAUUAUUUUUGAACUGGUAUUUGCCAGAGACUGGAGUUUCCCUGGAACAUUUCUUCCUCUGUUCAUUUUUAUUCUGUGAUCAAAAUGGUGCAAAUCUUCUUCUCAUGUUUCCUCUGGUGAACAUAUUAGGACCUUGUACGUUACAGCUGGAAGCCAAGAUCACCAAGUCAAGAAUAUGAGGAAUAGAGUCACAUGCAAAAAUCCAGUAAGGCUACUUCUCCAUUGUGUUUGCAGUGUCCAUUUGCUUUAUGCUUUGGGAAAACAUUAUUUCAAGUGUAUUGAUCGGCCCUUAGUCACUCGAUAGAGGCCAAAAGUGUCUCCUUUGGUCUAGUAUACGACCAUAACGUGUUUUUUUGUUUUUUUUACUGUGUGUAAUAGCACAGUCCUGCUGGGUUAUUCUAUACAGAAGCGUCCUCUAAAAACGUUUUUUUUUUUUUUUUUUUUUUAUUAACAUGGAAGCCUUUGGCUGACAGAUGCCACUGUAUGCCUCGCCUCGGAGGUGUGCAUUGGGAAAGCAUCCUGAUGUAUACCUUGACUGUACAUACACAGCAAGUAAACUUCCUGCUUGUGCCUAAUGCAGAAAUUAUGUACAUGUAAGUGCCCUGUGUGAGCGUGUCCUCGUGUCUGGGUGACAGAUUUUAUAAAGAAAAAAAGCAGCAGAUCUCUAUAAGUAUGCCAGGUGCAAGGAACAGUGAAAUAAGAACGGCGAAAUGAGGGCAGCAGUCCGGUCUUCAAGUGAAAAAAAGGUGGAUUUUAUUACACCUUUUUUUCUCUUGAAGACCGGGUGCUGCCCUAAUUUCGCCAUAUAUAUAAAUCUAUAGUGGAGAGCCCUUAAUCGAUAGCAUAACAUAGGAUUCUCCUAGAAAGAGGACAGAUGAUAACGCAAGUAACGCAGUUGUGCCAUGGGAAAUCAGCGUUUAGCUUAGGCCAAAGCAAGCCAGCAUGCUUUUCCUACAGAGGAACAGCCUGCUGGAGGUCUCCGGAUGGUGCCACGUGCCUGCCAGACCCCAUAGACUUUAACAGGAUCCGGCAGGAAUCUGGCUUCUCCCCGGCAUAAAUGCAGAGAUUCAGAUGGACAAAAAUCGCUGCACGCAAUAGUUUUUGUCUGGCCUAAUCCCGGCAUUUAUGCUGGGGAGCGGCCGGUUCCCUUUAUAGUCAAGGGGCUCAGGUGGAGAACAUCCAGAUCUGGAGAACUCCUGCAGGCUGUUCCUCUGCCACAACAGCCCUGGCUGAUUGCUUUAGUGCGAGUGUAAAUAUGGGAAAUAAAUGUGUUUUCUUUUUCCUCUAUUUAGAACAGUGUAUUAAUAGAUUUUAAAGGGGUUUUCCCAUCUGAGACAAUGAGGACAUCUCACUAGGAAAUGUUCCCAUUGUCUGAUAGGUGCGGGUCCCACCUCCGGGACCCCCACCUACACCGAGAACGGAGCCCCAAAAGUUGCAUGCGCAGCCGCCCUCCUUUUUUUUUUAUGGAGCCGCCGAAAAUAGCCGAGCACUGGCUCGGCUAUUUCUGUCAGCCCCAUAGAAAUUAAUGGGAGUGGUGGCAAGGGUGCGCUACCAUUCACUACUAUGGGGAGAGCGCUUGGUGGUGGCUGGACUCGGGAAACCUCAGGUCCUCUGGCCACCACCUUCCCCUCGGUCCCACACCUAUCAGACGAUGGGGGCAUAUCCUAGUGAUAUGCCCCCAUUGUCUCAGAUAGGAAUACCCCUUUAAUUGAUUGUUAGGCCAUAUUCACAUCCCCGUUUGGUGAUCCAGCAGAUGUUCUGGCACAGAGCAGCCUGAUGGAUCAUAUGCUUCACUGCUGGAUCCCUAGUGACUGCAAUGGGGUCCAAUGUUGAUCCAGUCGAUUUCCGACAUAAAUGUUGCAGCAUUUGCGCAGGAUCAGGCUGCCAGAUCCCUGAAACAGAGAUGUGAAUUUAGCCUUACUGCCAUGAGUCUCCACUCGUACUAUCUGUAGGUUUCUCUUAUACAUAUCUCAUUAAAGGUUGAUGAACAAACAUAGGAGAGACUGAUGCAAGUGAAUUACAUAUGCACUUAACUGUUCCUGGGAGUAUGGGGAGGAGCGUCUGUUUUUGAGGACAUGAAACAUUGUACCAAACACACCGCCAUGAGUAAGGACACGUAAACUGUCUGAAACUCAUAGUUGUUUGGAUCUUUUUGCAACCACUUGUUAUGUUUGGAAUUUCUUGAAUAAAGCCCCAGUUUAUGGAUCCUGAGAUGCUGGACUGUUUUCUCCUUUAAACCACCUUGAAUAGAAAAGCAGAGACAAGGAUUAUAAGGAUUGUAGUAGAGCCAGUCAUGUUAAAAGUAUAGAAAAAGUGAUGUUACCUGUAACAACCCUUGGAUAACAUCCGGGCCUCAUGGCGUUUUGUGUGCUUCUGCAAUUCGUUUAGUUAACUCCAAAUCAAUGCAUAAAGUUUUUCCUUUAAAGGGGUUGGCCCACAAAAAAUAUUCUGCGGUUUUGAAACCAGCACUUGGUUCUGAAUACUUUUGUAAUUGCAUGUAAUAAAAAAUUUAGUAUAGCCACGAGUUACUCAAUAAAAUGUAUCUGUAUAGCGCCA
Messenger RNA from Bufo gargarizans (Asiatic toad), 3781 nucleotides. RefSeq names its product NudC domain containing 3 (gene NUDCD3). The record is from RefSeq and is a predicted model, not a curated record. Bases 68 to 1087 code for a protein of 339 amino acids. The transcript is spliced from 7 exons. Gene Ontology annotation, biological process: protein folding. NCBI's taxonomy places the organism in Eukaryota, Metazoa, Chordata, Amphibia, Anura, Bufonidae. Gene Ontology annotation, cellular component: cytoplasm.